AUGGCUCGUUACGGCUCCUUGGGCGCUACCUUCCAACUCGCGCGCCUCUUCCAGGCAUGCUCACUGAUCGCUAUCAUCGGGAUGACGGCCAAAUUCAUUUCAUCCAUUGUGUCGAGCAACGACACGCCUCCGAAUGUGCUGAUUGGGACCAUCAGCGUGACCAGCAUCGCAGUCCUAUACUGCCUCAUAACCUCCAUUCUCUUCUUAGACGACAUCCUCCCCUUCCUCGCCUGCUCCGCCCUCGAUUUUUUGUUACUGAUCGCCCUCGUCGUCGUGGCGGUGGUACUGGGCAAACCGCUCUCCUACCUCAAGUGCAGCACGCUAGCGAGCCUGAACGAUAAGGAUGCGACAGCGUAUGCGUUCUCCUCGCAUCUAUCCAGCGAGCUGGCUAGCCUGAGCGGGAAGAUCGAUUAUCAGGCGUGGAUUGGAGCGAGUAAGCCGAUUUGUUAUGAGACGAAGGCUAUUUGGGGGUUGAGUAUUGCUCUCUGGUGA
Penicillium lagena is the source of this 492-nucleotide messenger RNA. RefSeq lists its product as uncharacterized. The record is from RefSeq and is a predicted model, not a curated record. Bases 1 to 492 code for a protein of 163 amino acids. The transcript has 2 exons. NCBI's taxonomy places the organism in Eukaryota, Fungi, Ascomycota, Eurotiomycetes, Eurotiales, Aspergillaceae.